Messenger RNA from Penicillium odoratum, 492 nucleotides. Its product is annotated as cupin domain-containing protein. NCBI's taxonomy places the organism in Eukaryota, Fungi, Ascomycota, Eurotiomycetes, Eurotiales, Aspergillaceae. The record is from RefSeq and is a predicted model, not a curated record. Bases 1 to 492 code for a protein of 163 amino acids. The transcript has a single exon.
AUGGCUACGUCUACCUCUCCAUUCCCCUCCACUCGUCGAGUAGUGACGGGCCACAAUGAAGAAGCAACUGCCAUUGUGAGCCGGAACAAUACACUCUCAACUCAACUAAGAGAUACCGGUUUUGGAUUUGCCCGCCUCUGGACAACAGAAGAACACCCUGCCGACAUAGUCUCGUUGCAGGAUAAAGCACUGCAGAACCCAGGGCUCGCUCCGAAGGGAUCAACAUUCGUUAUGUUUGAUAUUCCUCCAAGAUCUAAAACGGCUUUGCACCGCACAGCCACGAUUGACUAUAUUGUGGUUCAGAAGGGCAAGGUUACGCUUGGCCUUGACGACGGCUCACGGACUUUGCUUGAAGAGGGUGAUGUUAUGAUUCAACAGGGUACAAUGCAUAGCUGGGAAAACGAGACUGAUGAAUGGACGAGGCUCAUCUCGGUUAUGAUAGCCGCACAAGGGGUGAUCAUUAAUGGCAAAGUUUUGCCGAGUCAAUACUGA